AUGGCACGUUCCGCACGCUUCUGGGGCAUUUUUGCUGCCCUCUGUCUUCUUGCCUUUGUCUCUGCUCUCGAUGUCUCCAUCAUCGCCACCGCUCUCCCAACAAUCACCGCCGACAUUGGCGGCGCCAGUCAGUACAUUUGGAUCGCCAAUUCCUUCGUCGUCGCGUCCCGCUCUUUGGCCAACUGGCUGACCUGCUGGGCCAUUGAAGAUGCAGGAGGGCGCGAGCAGGGAGGGUGGGAUGAAGUUGCGGACGUGUAUACGCGGGCGUUGGAUGUUGUGUGGUGGGUUUCGUUGGGGGUUGGUGUGGUGGGGAUGGUAGCUGUUGUGUUUGAGAGGAGGCUGGAGUUGAGGAAGGAGUUGGAGACCGAGUAUGGGAUUGAGGGGGCGUCUGGGUCUGCGGUGGCUGAGUCCAAGUCAGGGGUGGAGGCGAAUGUCAGUACGGGGGAAGUCGGGGUGGAGGUGAAGGUGGAGGGGGGUAAGAUUGAGGGCUGGUAG
This is a messenger RNA of Aspergillus calidoustus, 495 nucleotides long. NCBI's taxonomy places the organism in Eukaryota, Fungi, Ascomycota, Eurotiomycetes, Eurotiales, Aspergillaceae. The record is from the annotation of a GenBank genome assembly.